AUGUCGGAUGGAAAAGUUGCAGCCCCAUCAGACCUUCUAGGCCCUAGACCACGACAAGUCAACCUCGACGCAAAGGUUGAGAAAGUGGCCACAGCAUCUGCACUGCCGUUCAAUCCCAAUGAGCUCCGGAACAAGUACAAAGCCGAGCGGGACAAACGCCUUACGGCCAGCAUCCAUGGCAUUGACCAGUACAAAUACGUCGACGGCCAGUUUUCGCACAUGCUGAAGGAUCCAUGGGUAGAGCCAGGAUUCACACGAAAGUCGGUUGAAGAGAAGGUCGAUGUUGUGAUCAUAGGAGGUGGGUAUGGCGCUCAGUUGGUUGCUGUGAGAUUGAUCGAGGCUGGUAUCACCAACAUCCGCCUUAUCGAGAAGGCUGGAGGCUUCGGUGGGACCUGGUACUGGAACCGUUAUCCAGGGGCACAAUGCGACAUAGAGUCUUAUGUCUACAUGCCGCUACUGGAAGAGUUGAACUACAUUCCAACUGAGAAAUACGCCCAUGCCAAGGAACUCCUCGAACAUGCCGAUCGCAUUGGUCGCCACUGGGACCUCUACGAUCGAGCACUGUUCCAAACAGAGGUCUAUGAAGCAAGAUGGGAUGAGAAGACAUUGACUUGGGCAUGCAAGACUGAUCGUCAAGACACCAUUCGCUGUUCGUACCUGAUCCCAGCCGCUGGCCCCCUGCAUAGACCCAAGCUCCCAGGAGUGCCAGGUAUCACAUCAUUUCAAGGCCACACGAUGCAUUCUGCACGAUGGGACUACAACUUUUCUGGCGGUGGGAACCUCGGCAGCCUGGAGAAACUCAAGGACAAGCGUGUCGGAAUCAUCGGGACCGGUGCCACCGCUGUGCAAAUUGUGCCUCAUCUGGGCAAGAGUGCCAAGGAAGUCUUUGUUUUCCAGAGAACGCCUUCAUCGAUCGAUGUCAGAGGCAAUCACCCCACCGACCCAGAUUGGGCGGCAUCACUUCAACCUGGGUGGCAAAAGUAUCGCAUGGAUAAUUUCAACGGCAUCGUCAACGGCGUGAUCGUCGACGAAGACCUUGUUCAGGAUGGCUGGACUGACAUCUUGCAGAAGCUAAUUGCUAGAAUGCAGCCGGGCAUGGAUUUGGAGAAAAUCGAAGCCCAACGACAACUUGCCGACUUUGAGAAGAUGGAAGAGAUCCGGGCACGAUGCGACGCCGUUGUAAAGGACACGGUGACUGCUGCAAACCUCAAACCCUGGUAUAAUCAGCUUUGCAAGCGACCAUGUUUCCACGACGAGUAUCUACACACCUUCAACCUAACUUCUGUCCACCUCAUCCACACCGAUGGUAAGGGUGUAGACGCCAUCACACCGAAUGGCGUAGUGGCAAACGGGCAAGAGUAUGCUAUCGACUGCAUCAUCUAUGCAACUGGCUUCGAGCUUGCCACCGAAUGGACACACAAGACCGGCAUGGAGAUUUACGGCCGCAACACCACGAUUUCCGAGACAUGGAAGAACGGUGCUCGAACCUUGCACGGGUGGACUACUCGUGGCUUUCCCAACUGCUUCUUUGUGCAGGUCGUGCAAGCUGCAUUAUCGCCCAACUUCCUGCACGUUACGGCCGAGCAAGCGGAGCACAUCGCAUACGUCAUUUCAGAAACGAAGAACAGAGGCAUCAAGACGGUGGAGCCGACGGCCGAAGCAGAGGAGGACUGGGUGCAGACGAUAGUCAAGCUGUCGGAGCUGCGGCGACCGUUCUUUGAAGAGUGUACGCCAGGGUACUACAACAACGAAGGCAGCCCUAAACCUGGGGCGGCGCAGAACGCGAGCUACGGGGCAGGAGCCGUGAAGUUCCUGGAGUUGAUGCGAUCGUGGCGUAGUGACGGCAAGCUGAAGGGCUUAGAUCUGAGAGGGGGGAGGCAGGCCAAUCUCUAG
Molecule: messenger RNA, 1893 nt
Organism: Cyphellophora europaea CBS 101466
Lineage: Eukaryota; Fungi; Ascomycota; Eurotiomycetes; Chaetothyriales; Cyphellophoraceae
Exons: 4
Coding region: 1-1893 (630 amino acids)
Molecular function (GO): oxidoreductase activity
Source: RefSeq, a predicted model, not a curated record